Messenger RNA from Sebastes umbrosus (honeycomb rockfish), 1636 nucleotides. RefSeq names its product globoside alpha-1,3-N-acetylgalactosaminyltransferase 1-like. The coding region runs from base 156 to 1289 and encodes 377 amino acids. The record is from RefSeq and is a predicted model, not a curated record. Gene Ontology annotation, biological process: carbohydrate metabolic process. Gene Ontology annotation, cellular component: membrane; Golgi apparatus; vesicle. Gene Ontology annotation, molecular function: hexosyltransferase activity. The transcript is spliced from 13 exons. Lineage: Eukaryota; Metazoa; Chordata; Actinopteri; Perciformes; Sebastidae.
AACUGAAUGAAAACAUUUAAUAUUUCCUUUUAGGUCACAUUGCAAAUGAGUAUCCAGUCUUAGUUUAGUUUAGUCUCUUUUCUGUGUUUUUUUCUGUUGUUGCAGUAACGUAUAAAUAAUUUCAUCAUUAUUUGUAAAUCAUCCAGAGAGUUAAUAUGUUGCGCUACAUCAGCAGGAUCAAGACGGUGGUCACUGUUGCAUGCCUUCUUCUCGUCUUUUUGGGGGCUUCCUAUAUCUACUCAGAUCAUCUUACAUCAUCCUUCAGGUCGGUGCACUCUCGGAUAUGCUUGGGGAGUGAGUUCCAGUGGGAAGGGACAGCUGAGGAGAAGACUCUGUCGCCCCAGGUCCGGUGCUUGAGUGGUGGAGACAAAAGCGUUUGCCCAGAAAGCAGCUGGAAGAUCGGAGACCUAACAAUGCAAACUGGAGUGAAAUGUGCUCAGCCAAGUACACAGCAUGGACGCACUGAUGUGAACUCAGUGACAAACUGGAAUGCUCCUCUGGUUUGGGAGGGAACCUUCGAUCCGGUGGUUAUCGAUGCCAUCUAUAAGAAAAUGGACCCAAGAGUUGCUGUGGUGGUGUUUGCAGUUGGCAAAUACACACGUUUCCUGCAGGGCUUCCUGACGUCGGCUGAAAAGUACUUUCUUGUUGACUUCAGGGUCACUUACUACAUCUUCACAGACAACGAAAAAGAUGUCCCCAAAAUUAAACUGGGUAAGGGCCGGAAAAUCUCAGUUGUCACCGUCCCCAGUGUCACCCGCUGGCAGGACGUAGUACUUGGCAGGAUGAAAUGGGCCACCAUCACCAUUGACAAACAGAUACGUAAUGAAACAGACUAUCUUUAUAUGAUGGACAUCGAUAGUGUCUUCCACAACCGUUUUGGAGCCGAGUCUUUCAGUCGGCUGUCUGCUGUGCUUCACCGUGGCUACUACAAGAAAGGAAGGAAUGAGUUUCCGUAUGAGCGUCGUAUCGAGUCCAAGGCCUUCAUUCCUGCUGAUGAAGGAGACUACUAUUACACUGCUGCUGUCUGGGGUGGAUACCUGGAGGACAUGUACAAGCUAGUCAAAUACUGUUACAUGCAGUCGGAGGAGGACGCCAAGAAUAAGAUUGAAGCUGUGUGGCAGGAAGAGAGUCACCUCAACAAGUACCUGCUGUACAACAAACCAACCAAGGUGCUGUCUCCAGAGUAUCUGUGGUCAGACUAUGAUACGAAACCAGCAGACAUUAAAGUCAUCAGGAUCUCCCAGUUGGUCAAGAACUAUGAAGAAGUGCGGCCCAAUGGUGGACACUGAUGCUCGCUCACAUUCAGUUAGCGCGUGCAGACGGGCGAGCGCGAGCAACAGGAUGCUGACUUUCGUUGACUAAAUGGCCACAGGUGUCGCUGUUACAAUCAAUUUCUGAUUCUUACAAACAAUCCCUUUAAAACAGUGGAUUCAGGAUGAAAUGCCACUGCGCUUUGUGCUGUGGAGUUCUUCCCCUCUCUGCCUAUAGUCGGCGUCAGGACACCUCAGCUUCAUUACCGCUUCCACUUUGUAUCGUCUGUGCUUUUCUUUUUUAAGGUGAACACAUAAUCUGGACUUUUAUUGCUUUAGUGCACGUGUGUCAUCUGGUUUCUCUGGGAUUUGCAGUGUACUACCUU